Messenger RNA from Epinephelus fuscoguttatus (brown-marbled grouper), 4422 nucleotides. RefSeq names its product TAP binding protein like (gene tapbpl). Gene Ontology annotation, biological process: antigen processing and presentation of endogenous peptide antigen via MHC class I. The transcript has 8 exons. NCBI's taxonomy places the organism in Eukaryota, Metazoa, Chordata, Actinopteri, Perciformes, Serranidae. Gene Ontology annotation, cellular component: membrane. Bases 296 to 1597 code for a protein of 433 amino acids. The record is from RefSeq and is a predicted model, not a curated record.
GCGCAUGCUCCACACAGCAACAUGAAGCGACAGGUCCUGUACUACCUGAAGACUUUACGACUACAUUAGGUUAUGUUUAUUGCUAUACAGCUGCUUUACAUUAUGGAUGAGAUGAAGGAAAGGCUGUAAAGCUCCGAGUGCAGUGACACAGUCAGCUGUUGUUAGCGCUGAAAUCAAAAGUGAAAGUAUAGUCGUGCUUUUGGUUUCUUGGCAGUUUUUUUUACUUUAUCUUGUUGUAUUAGAGUUCAGCUCUGUUACAACAGUUUUAAUUGAUAAAAACACGGUACCGGACUCCAUGAUGAUGAUUACAGUAAUUUUAUUUGGAGCCUUCCUGACGUGCGCUCAUGGUGACGGGGUCACAGAUGUGGUACUUUCCUGCACCCUGGUGGAAGAGGGAGUGGGGCUGGGUGGAAUGGGAGGUGGAUCGCUUUUCAAACGGACUCCAGCCACUCUUGUCUUAAAAGACGUCUCAGUCCCUCCAGAUGAAUCACUUGAAACACUCACGCCGUUUGUCCCGCCUUCAAUCCCUGACCCAGAUGCUAUCCUGUUGGAAACCAAAGUGUCUUCACCUGAGAUCCCAAAUGUACAUGUGUUGCUCCAUGCGGACUGCAAUGAUCAGGAGGUGAUGUGUGAAAUAAGCCGUUACACCCCUCGUGGAUCCCAGGAAAGUUCAGAUCCAGCUUAUUUCAUGGUGUCUCUAAAUGUGGAGGGAGUUGAGUUCAGCACUGCGUUGAUUCUGCAGACUCUGCCAGUGGAGAAGGACCUGUCGACCCUCAUACAAAGCAAACUGGGUCUGCCUCUUAGCCAGUCAGGAACUCUUCUGACUGAGGUGAUAUUCCUGGUGUUUUCCCACAUUAAAUCUGUGACUGCCGCCCUGAGAGGUGAUGCUCUCCUCAACUGUGGCUUCAAACAGCAGGACGUACCUUUAGCGCAGGAAGUGGGCGUUGAGUGGCGACUGCAGCACAGGGGGAAAGGGUGGAAAGUGCUUGACAUGAAGACAAGCCUGGAUGAUGUAGAAGGGAGCACAGUGGUGCAUGCAGAAAGGAGGGGAUCAAGCAUGGAGGUGGCCCAGGUUGUUGGUGAGGGUAACGCCUCUUUGACGCUGAACAAGCUUAGAGUGAUGGAUGAGGGGACCUACAUCUGUACUGUCAGUAUCGGCCUUUUCCAUGCCCAGCAGGUCAUUCAACUCCACGUUAUUCAACCACCUCAUGUUUCACUCUCAGAGGAGAAGUUGGUUUUGCAGACCAAUUCACCCCAGAUGUUGAGCUGCCACUGCACUAAAUACUAUCCACUGGAUGCUCAGAUGGAGUGGUUAUCCCUCUCUCCUACAGACACAGAGCCUACAGUGCUUCCAGAUCAGGGCUCUCUGUCUAGCCACCGACAGCAUGGUGAUGGGACUUAUUCCCUGUCGUCUCACCUCACUCUACCCACCAGUGUCUCCCCUGGAACUAAACUCACCUGCAGGGUGUCCCACCCAGCCCUGGAGGCUCCUCUCUCUGUCAGCCUGGUGGUAGAAAGUCCACAACUAGGUUCCUAUUGGUGGGUUCUGGGUUUCCUGAUCGUCACUGUGCUUUUCUUCUACCAGCUCAUGAGAUAAGUUAGUCUGUACAUAUUCUCAUAGAUACUCCUCCAGACCUGGAACUGAGCCCUGAGAGAUUUCCUGUGUCAUUAGUGAGUCUUUAAGUUAUUACUGAUUUCAUUAGAAGCCAUCACUGGUUCACUCUUCCAGGCUUCUAGUGAACCGAAAGAAUGCGAUUUUGAGGAAAAACGGUAUUUCAAUAUUUUACUGUACUUGCUUUAUACGUUUGCUGUUGAGUUUUUUUGGUGGUAGCUAUAUGUUAAGUUGCAUUCAGCAGCUGGAAGUUGCAUUUCUGUAACCUGUAACAUAUUAAAUCUUAAAUCCCAAACUGUACUUUACUUUACAGUGGAUAAUUUAUGUCACACAUAAAUUACCCACUGCGGUUUCAUUAUUUCUUUCACACUGACUUACUGACCUGUGUUUUGCCUUUCUAGUGCUUGUUUUCAAAGUAGGCAGGAACGUCCAUUUGGACUCAACGACUCAACACCAUAACCCAUGAAUUUAUGUGCUAAGUGUGACAAAAUUCCACACAAAUGUCUAAUGGGAUGAAAUGAUGAAGUGAUGACAGUUUAUAUCCAAAAGUUCAACUUCACUGUGAAAUCAUAACUUUCUGCAGAAACACUUUUCUUGCCAUCACUCAACACUGUAACUCAGAAACAGAUGGGGAGACAUUUGGUCAGAUACUAGACUAGUGACACUAGUCUUUCAUGUCCACCUUGAAACGAUGCUGAUUGUAUAGAUCCUCUGUGCUGUCAGGUUGAAGUUGUGUGUAAAGCAUCCACGUUUUGCCCAAAAAUACCCUUAAUACCUUCUCCUGAAUUCCUUUAAUGUCUCUGCUACAUAUAUUAUAUGAGUCUGGACUGACGUGGAUAUAUAAGCAUUAGCCUGAUUGAUUGGCAGAGGCUCACAACUGUGAGAUGAUAAUUCUAGUUUACUUAAGAGGGUCAAUUGAAUUGUGCAUGUGUAGGCAGUAGGUAUUUUAAGGUACUUUUACUUGUCUGCACAAAUUCUUUUAUUGUAAAUACUAAAUCAGUGGCACUAUGUUUUUUUUUAAUUAGUUAUACAGGGACUUAAUUUUUUUUUUUUUUAAUGCAUUGUCUAAAGGAGCAAGGGAAAAUCUUCAAGGAUGCGCAUUCAAGCAUCUCCAGCUCGGACUGAUUGGAAGUCCUGAGAUUCUGAAUUCGAUGCUCGUCGAGGCUCAGUGACUUUUAAAAUCUGCUGUCCAGAGGAGAGAGUGAAAGGCUCCAUGAAACACAGUGGGAGUGUGAGGUGGAAUUGCUCAGGCUGUUAAAGAGCUGCUUGGAGAUCCUAAUGUUGAAGGUUUGAUCCUUAUCCAGAGCAGAGAGUGAAAGGCUCCGUAAAAACAGAGCGGUAGUUUGAGGUGAAAUAGCUCAGGCUAUUAAAGAACUGCUUGGAGAUCCUAAGGUUGAAAGUUUGAUCCUUAUCCAGGGCAGGUGAAUGUUAAUGUUGCUGUAGAAAAUUCUAGACGUAGAAUCAGUAGAAGUCAGUAGCUUUAACCACUGAGUUCUCCUACUACUACGCAUGUCCAGCUGUGUAUGUGUGUAUCUAAGAUAGAUAUAGAGAUGGAUAGAUAUUUUACGACAUACUACAUUGCCUGUUUUUUUUGCCUAUUAUUAUAAUAUGCUGCCACAUUUUUUAAACACCCAAUGCUACGACUUUUUGUUCAACAUACUACACUAUGACUUUUCUGUUGACAUAAUAUACUGUUCCUUUCUCUUCAUUUUUUUUUCAACAUACUGUCUUUUUUUCAAUGUACAAUACUGUUUUUCUCCAACAUACUGUACUUUGACUUCUUUUUGACAUACUAUGAGAUACAGUAUAAUAGACUUCUUUUUCCACAAACAAUACUAUGAUUUAAUGUUUUUGUGGCAAAUUAUUUUAUGAGUUUUUUCCAACAUACUGUACUGUGACCGUUUUUAAAUGAACUAUGUUGGGUUUCACUGCACUCAAAUGAUUUGUUCAUCUGUACAGCCAUAAACUAGACAUCAUUUAAGCAUCCUAAAAUGGCUGUUGUUGUCUCCUUAGUUCAUCAGAACAAAGAAAAGCCAUGUGCACUCAACUGUAUUAUAUUGAACAAUAUUAUGAGGGUAUUUUUUGCCACGACAUUCUAUGACAUGACUAUUUUUCAACAUGCUUAUAUAGUAUAGUGUGUCAUUAAUAAAAGUCAUAGUAUAGUGUGUCAUAAAUAAAAGUCAUUGUAAAGUGUUUCAUGAAUAACAAACAUCGUAGAGCGAUCCCAAAGUUUCCAAAGAUGCCAAAUGCAUCAGGCUGAAUGUGUGUAUAACAUUUUUGUAAAACUGCUAAUCAUAUUAAGCAUACGACUAGAAUAUUUCCAUUUGAUGGAGUGGUGCAGACAUACAAAAACUGAGUCUCUGGAUUUUAUAUUCGCCUCAUUGUAAACAUAAUUGCAACAAACUUUUACAGAACAUGGAAGAGGAUGAUUAGAGGAGAAGGAAGGAAAUCUGCAUGUUAAGGGGUUGUAGUUGCACUGUUUUCAUUUGCUACUAUUUUUUUUUAAAUAUAGCUUGUAGUUUGUUUUUAUGGCUAUUUGCUGCUUGUUUUGUGUGUUUUAUUGAUAUUGUUACUCCUUGUAAUUUUUCCCAAUGAAGGAUUUUGUAACUCUGCAACAUAGUUUGAGGUAUUUGACAUGAUCAAUGUCAGUGCAUAUCUUGUAAUACAUCUGGAAAUUGAAUAAAGCUCUGUUGUGGACAAACAAUCUGCAUUGAUGAGAAAGCUGGCAUUACUUGAAGCAGAUUAGAUUGCAGAAAAAAAUCUUCUAACAAGGUCCAAAUUGUCUCAAUAUGUCGGGAGAAUAAAACAAA